CUAAGCGACGUCGUCAAAGAAGCAGAACGCCAUCAGUAUUUUCAGUCGAUAGAUACCGCGUCUCCGAAGUUUUUUGUUCUAUUUAGAGCAAGGUUACUCCAUUAUGGAUCAUCGUGACCAAAAACGGUCAAUAUCAAGAACAAGAGAAGAAUUUUCUCAUAUUCCACAUGGAAGAACCUCCUUGCCUUCUAGUACAGAGACUGUGACGUCAGAGAGGUCCCUCAGUGGUAUACAGAGACAACCGUCAUUUAUGAACACGCUUUGCCCUUCACCAACCGAUGAUACAAAUCGACCGAGGCCAAGCAGUGGCCAUUCCUCUACUUCCCUAUAUACAGUAAUCAAUCGCCAGAGUCCCGACAGUGGCAUGAAAAUGACAACGCAAGAUAAAGUUAAAACUACUUCGACGUCUGAACAAACAUGUUUAUCGGCAGAGCAGGUAGCAGAUACAACACAACGUGGCUCUAAUAUGGAAAUGUUGCACAAGACAAAUUGCGAAAAAGACCAAAUGAAGUCAUUCUCAGUACAAAGACUGGGCAACGAAUUCAAACCAACUCCAAACCUCGGCUCCCAAUCCUCAGAGUCGACAGCCGGCCGCCAUUCAACUACUGGGGUCAGUGACGCAAAAGCGGAUAGGAGAAGAAAAAGAAGAGAAAAGAAAGAAAGAGAAGCCAAUAAGAUGGAAGAGGAAAGAAAGAAAGUUCAAAGCAAACUAGAAGCUGAAAGAAUGAUGGCAGAACUUUCAAGAAACAGGUCAAUGUUCAAUGGGAAUAGAGACACACUUCCAGCCAUCGGAGAGAAAACAGCAGAGGUAAAAUUUUACAUCGGAAAGUUGCCAAAAGUCAAAGAGCCUAAGAAUGACGACCAAUCUUUACCAGACAACAAUGUUCUAGACGUCAUCAAAAAGCACGAGACACAAGUCCGCACUACCACUUUUCUGAAAGAGGUCAGUCAAGAUUAUAUCAAUGCAGGCGCCGAACUAAUAGAGCCUUACAACUGGAACGGGGCCAUUGACGUCAUCGAGAAGCACGAAGGAGACGUUGGCAGAACAUACGCCAUGUAUAGCGGAAAUUACACAACCGGAAGUAGUAAUUCUACCAACAGCGUCUGCCAACCAGCGUCCGCAAGAUCUAGAUGCUCCUCUGGAGUAUCUAGGCGGGGCGCAGCUUAAUUCCGUACUAUUCGUCAUGCAUGCUCACUUUUCUUUCUCAUUUUAUUUAUCUCCUUUUUUUGACAUAAGAAUAAUAUUAAAGGUACAACAUUUUAAUUGCUAUAAAAACAUAUUAACGGUAACUGAAAAUAUGAAAACGAUUUCGGACAGUUAUAAAGAUUAUUUUAUAACCAAUUAAUAAUAUGCAUUUCUUUUUAUUACAGAAAAAUGUCUGGCAGUCUGCUAGAGAAAAUAUUAUUUUAAUUAGUGGUUGGUGUACGUUAUAUAUGCAUAAAUUUGAAAAGAAGUUUUAAGUUAUAAUGAAUAUUUGAUUGCUGCAUAUGACAGAGAGACAGAUCUGUAGAUAAAAAGAAGUUUUCUAUCUUUUUAUCAAAGGGUGUCCAUAGACUUAAUUAUCUCGUUUUUACCAUCUUUAGUAAAAGGGAUUUUAUGGAUACACUCGUUAAAUUUGCAGCAGUGUUCUUUUUCUGACUCCCUGUAUGGCAACCGCAUUUUUUUCGACCAAAAUACGAACUUCAGUACAUUAUUUUUUUAAUUAUGCAGCAUUGUUAAUUUUCCAAGGAAACAUUUUGUUUCAUUUUUUUCAUACCUUUUAUGUUACCAAUUACUAAAAUUGCUAUUUCCUUAACAUACAUUACUGUAACAUGCAGUACUACUUGCCUAGCUACCAAACAUACACCAACUUCAAAAUUUUCUCAUAACAUUAUCGUCGUAAUAACCUAUUGUGAGCAUGCAUGACAUACAAGUUGUAACGGAAUCAUUUCAUCUAUUAUUAAAAGAAAUUAGACAAUUUUUCA
This is a messenger RNA of Mercenaria mercenaria, 1965 nucleotides long. RefSeq names its product daf-12-interacting protein 1-like. NCBI's taxonomy places the organism in Eukaryota, Metazoa, Mollusca, Bivalvia, Venerida, Veneridae. The coding region runs from base 104 to 1168 and encodes 354 amino acids. The transcript has 5 exons. The record is from RefSeq and is a predicted model, not a curated record.